CCAAAGCUCGACAGCAAGAGACAGACAUCCAUCUGAACCGAAACAAGGUGGACGCACCCGGCCCUGGCGUUUGAACUACUCCAGGAUAAUGGCCAGCCAAACCAUCGACACCAGGUCCUUCGCGCUCAGCGCAGACCUCCAGCUCUCAUCGCCGUUCUUCACCCUCCUCCCGGCCGAGAUACGCAAUCUCAUUUAUCUUGAGUUUUGGAACCUCUCCGCUCGCCGAAAGCACAUCAUUCGCAAUGAAAAUCCGGAAAUGUCAGUCUCGGGGGCUAAAACGAAGCUGUGGUCGCAUGUCGGCUGCAUUGCAGAUCCUCGCGCCGAGGAUGUCCGGUUUGAGAAGUUUGCUACGGAGACAGACCCGGCCGAAAAGCGGGUUUGGAAGAAGAGGUUGCAGAGCGAAUGGUGCUUUCACUGGGCCUGUGAAGAGCGUCAUUCCCAGCCGCCCUCCGAGAGCGGGAUUGCUUCUGGAGUCCAGGGUGACCCUGAGGGAGCCAGGUCCAACCUCAUGGAUGUCCUGUUGACUUGUAAGCGGAUGUGAGUGGUAGCAACCCCUGAC
Molecule: messenger RNA, 559 nt
Organism: Thermothielavioides terrestris NRRL 8126
Lineage: Eukaryota; Fungi; Ascomycota; Sordariomycetes; Sordariales; Chaetomiaceae
Exons: 1
Coding region: 89-541 (150 amino acids)
Source: RefSeq, a predicted model, not a curated record